Messenger RNA from Dipodomys ordii (Ord's kangaroo rat), 1621 nucleotides. Its product is annotated as zinc finger protein 420-like. Lineage: Eukaryota; Metazoa; Chordata; Mammalia; Rodentia; Heteromyidae. The record is from RefSeq and is a predicted model, not a curated record. The transcript is spliced from 2 exons. The annotation marks the transcript as partial. Gene Ontology annotation, biological process: negative regulation of transcription by RNA polymerase II. Gene Ontology annotation, molecular function: DNA-binding transcription repressor activity, RNA polymerase II-specific.
AUGCACAGUAGAGAAAAACCAUACACCUGUCCUAUCUGUGGGAAAGCCUUCAGCAGGCAAUUUAUUGUCAGGGAGCAUGAGAGAAUGCACAGUAGAGAAAAACCAUACACCUGUCCUAUCUGUGGGAAAGCCUUCAGCAGGCAAUUUAUUGUCAGGGAGCAUGAGAGAAUGCACAGUAGAGAAAAACCAUACACCUGUCCUAUCUGUGGGAAAGCCUUCAGCAGGCAAUUUAUUGUCAGGGAGCAUGAGAGAAUGCACAGUAGAGAAAAACCAUACACCUGUCCUAUCUGUGGGAAAGCCUUCAGCAGGCAAUUUAUUGUCAGGGAGCAUGAGAGAAUGCACAGUAGAGAAAAACCAUACACCUGUCCUAUCUGUGGGAAAGCCUUCAGCAGGCAAUUUAUUGUCAGGGAGCAUGAGAGAAUGCACAGUAGAGAAAAACCAUACACCUGUCCUAUCUGUGGGAAAGCCUUCAGCAGGCAAUUUAUUGUCAGGGAGCAUGAGAGAAUGCACAGUAGAGAAAAACCAUACACCUGUCCUAUCUGUGGGAAAGCCUUCAGCAGGCAAUUUAUUGUCAGGGAGCAUGAGAGAAUGCACAGUAGAGAAAAACCAUACACCUGUCCUAUCUGUGGGAAAGCCUUCAGCAGGCAAUUUAUUGUCAGGGAGCAUGAGAGAAUGCACAGUAGAGAAAAACCAUACACCUGUCCUAUCUGUGGGAAAGCCUUCAGCAGGCAAUUUAUUGUCAGGGAGCAUGAGAGAAUGCACAGUAGAGAAAAACCAUACACCUGUCCUAUCUGUGGGAAAGCCUUCAGCAGGCAAUUUAUUGUCAGGGAGCAUGAGAGAAUGCACAGUAGAGAAAAACCAUACACCUGUCCUAUCUGUGGGAAAGCCUUCAGCUAUUCAUCUUAUCUUCAGGAGCAUAAGAGAACCCACACUGGGGAGAAGCCGUAUGUGUGUCAGCGCUGCGGGAAAGCCUUUGUUAAGUCAUCCAAUCUUAGGGUGCAUGAGAGAACACACACUGGGGAGAAGCCCCAUGUGUGUCAGCUCUGCGGAAAAGCCUUUGUGAGGUCGACUGGUCUUAGGGUACACAAGAAAACACACACUGGGGAGAAGCCAUACGCGUGUCCUUGGUGUGGGAAAGCCUUCACUAGGUCAUCGCAUCUUGAGGAGCAUAAGAGAACGCAUACUGGAGAGAAACCACACGAAUGUCACCUCUGCAGGACAGCCUUCGCUAGGGUGGCUCACCUUAAGAAGCAUGAGAGAAUGCAUGCUGCAGAGAAAGCAUAUGAGUGUCAGCGCUGCGGGAAAGCCUUCAGUCACGCAAGGGCCCUGUGGCAGCAUAAGAGAACCCACACUGGGGAGAAGCCGCAUGCGUGUCAGCGCUGCGGGAAAGCCUUUGUGAGGUCCGCUAGCCUCCGGAUGCACGAGAAAACACACACUGGGGAGAAGCCACACGCGUGCCCUCGGUGUGGGAAAGCCUUCACUAGGCCAUCGCAUCUUAGGGAGCAUACGAGGACGCACACAGGAGAGAAGCCGUACGAGUGUGGCCUCUGCGGGAAAGCCUUUGUGAGGUGUUCUAAUCUUAAGGACCACGAGCAAACGCACAGUGCCGAGAAGCCAGAGU